Molecule: messenger RNA, 2484 nt
Organism: Paraglomus brasilianum
Lineage: Eukaryota; Fungi; Glomeromycota; Glomeromycetes; Paraglomerales; Paraglomeraceae
Source: the annotation of a GenBank genome assembly
AUGACAAGGUCAAAGUCCCAGUCUUCGGGAUCUGCUUUAAAACGGCUAAAAUCAACGUUAAAAGAGGCAGGACUUAUUGGACAGAAACCUAGUAAAAAGUCACGAAAAAAUGCAAGAGGAUCCGGUAGUAACGUAUCGGCUGCAAAUAGGAAGAAACUGGAAGUGACAUUGACGAAUCCGUUUGAGCUUCGAGAGACAAAGACUAAACAUGAAGUAAUUGGACGGACAGUCAAAGGAGUUAAAGGGCGGCCAGGACUUAUGAAACGCGUUGGCAAUGAGAAUAGAAGGAAAACAUUGCUUGUCGAAAUGGAACGGAGAUAUAAAGCAGGUGGAAUCAUAGAUAGACGAUUUGGUGAGAACGACAAUACAGUAUCCCCUGAAGAAAAGAUGUUGGAGAGAUUUACCAGGGAACGACAGAAACACGCAAAAAACACGUUAUUUAAUCUUGAAGAAGAAGAAGAACUAACUCAUUACGGCCAGUCAUUAUCGUCGAUUAACUAUUUCGGGGAUGGGUUAGAUAGCGGCGAUGAGGUGGAGGAAAAAGGCAUUAUUGAUGAAGAGACUGUCGCACGAACACAUUUUGGUGGGUUCAAUGCAGGAGAUGACGAUGAUAAGAAUUCUCAACGUAAAAAACAAAAUUCGGAAAUUUGGAACGAGCUUAUUGCAAAGAGUAAAUUUCAUAAAUAUGAGCGUCAAUUGGAAAAAGAACAAUACCUUGCCGAGGAGGAAGAAUUGGACAAAGAGCUGAAUGAUAUCAGAGGAUUGCUGCUUUUGGAAUCUUCAAAUCGAGUAGCAGCAAAAACAGAACAAGAAAACGGGGAAAAGUCUCUCGAUGCACACCACGACUCUGUUGAUUCAUACGACCGCUUUGUCCGCGAACUAGCCUUUGACAAGCGUGCUCGACCCACAAAUCGUACUAAAACAGAAGAAGAACUUUUAUUGGAAGAAAAAAAGAAACUGGAACAAUUGGAACGAGCAAGGAGAAAAAGGAUGUUAGGAGUGGAUGAUACGAGUGAGGAGGAUGAGGAAGACGAUAGAAAAAGGAGAAAAAGACGAAAAAGGAGGAAUAUAGAAACUUUGGAUGAUAUGAAUGACUUCUCUUCAACAUCCCAUUCCGUUGGUGACCCCACCUGUUCGACUCCUUCAGCGUCUAAACAUUCGCAAUUGCCUACCUCUCUUCCGUACACUUUCCCAUGUCCGCAAACACACGAAGAAUUUAUGAACAUUCUACAUGGAGUUGAGCUAAAAGAUGUGCCAACGGUAGUACAUAGGAUCUGUGUCUUGCAUCAUCUUAAGCUUGAUCCUGGUAAUAAAGAAAAAUUGGAGGCAAAAUACGUUCUCAAGAUCGCAAACGAAAGGCCUCUUCCAACUACUUUCUUGUCCUCUUUGACUACACAUCUGUUCUCUCUCACACACAUGCUUCCGCAUAUAACCCGCCGGACAUUCUCGUCUCAGCUCUCGCUGGCACAUUCUCAUUCCUCCGUCACGAUGUCUGAUUUAACUCUUCUAAUGUUAAUUUCCAAACUAUUUCCCACAACCGACUUCCAUCAUCCGAUAACGACUCCAGCAAUGAUAUUAAUGGGACAGUGUCUUUCAAAAAACAAGUUAAGCACUGUUAGGGACAUUGUUAUAGGACUGGCUAUUUGUAGCUUGGUCUACGAAUAUGUGUGUUUAACUAAAAAAAUCGUUCCUGAAGUUGGGAAUUUUUUGUGCUCAGUGUUAGCUGCGUUUGUUGCUGAUAAAAGUUUCGGGGAUCCGGAAAGCGGAAAUGGGGAAUGUCCAGAUAAUGAGAAUUUGAAAACAAGAGAGUUGCCUGGUGUGUUCCCUUUAGUUGGGAAAGUUGGGAUGAUGAGAAAAGAGAAAGGAAAUUGGAGCAUAAUAAUGCCUAAAGCUGUGAAUGUUCCUCAAGUGGUGAAUAGGUGUGGUGAGGAUGGAGACGAUGCUAAUGAUGAACUACGUGUUUGUAUUUUGUCGUCAGUCGUUUCUCUGAUUGGUCAAUUCGCCAAGUUAUAUAAUUCAACAGCCGCAUUUAUCGAAAUUUUCGAGCCUAUGCUAUUGAUAUUGAAGCUAAUCCCCGUGGAUGAAUUAUCUAGCGUUAUGAUGGAGAAAAUGUUAUCGACGAAAGACGCACUCAAUAGAAUGUUGCGAUUUGCAAAAGACGCACGUAAGCCUUUGGCGUUGCAGCAUCAUAAACCCAUUCCUCUUCCAACAUAUCGUCCUAAGUUUGACGAGAAUUACUCGCUUGAUCGUCAUUAUGACAGUCGAGAGGUAGCAUCAAUCAACAAGUUGAAGGCACAACAUAAACAAGAGCUUAAGGGAGCUAUGCGUGAAUUACGCAAGGACGCUCGCUUCCUUGCCCGUGAGUCAUUAAAGAAGGUUAGAGAGAACGAUGAGUCGUAUAGAAAGACAAUUAAGAGUGUCAUGAGCAAAUUGGAGAGUGAACAGCAUGAGAAGAAAUUGUAUGACAGAGAGAGGAAGAAGUGA